Sorghum bicolor (sorghum) is the source of this 2520-nucleotide messenger RNA. RefSeq names its product probable apyrase 3. Gene Ontology annotation, cellular component: membrane. The transcript has 9 exons. The record is from RefSeq and is a predicted model, not a curated record. NCBI's taxonomy places the organism in Eukaryota, Viridiplantae, Streptophyta, Magnoliopsida, Poales, Poaceae. Gene Ontology annotation, biological process: nucleoside diphosphate catabolic process. Bases 129 to 1511 code for a protein of 460 amino acids. Gene Ontology annotation, molecular function: nucleoside diphosphate phosphatase activity.
UCGAGUAGAGCCGAUGGACAACAGCACCAAGUCACGAACUCUAGCUAUAUAAUGCCACCGCAUCCAGUGCUGGCCAGCCGGAGAGCACACUGAAGCUCGCCGCAUCAAGCAGUAGGGGCUAGCAAGCCAUGGCUCGUGUCGCCGCCAUAGUGGUGCUGGUGCUCCUCCUGCAGCUGGCCUCCUCCUCGUACCUCGUCGCGGCCCACGCCGAUGCUGUCAGCGUGCUUGGCCGCAAGGCCGGCGUCGUCGACGAGCCUCCCUUGGAGAACGCGCCGGCGGUUGGGCCGGGGAGGUACGCCGUCAUCUUCGACGCCGGCAGCACGGGGAGCCGAGUGUACGUUUUCAGGUUCGACAGGCAGAUGGACCUUCUCCGCAUCGGCGAUGAGAUCGAAUUCUUCGCCAAGGUGAAACCAGGCCUGAGCUCGUAUGCUGGACAGCCUCAAGAGGCCGCAAAGUCCAUUCUGCCUCUUCUUGACAAGGCUAAGCGCAUUGUCCCUUCAUGGCUUAUGAAAAGGACACCACUGAAGCUUGGAGCAACUGCUGGAUUACGCCUCAUCGGAAACCAACAAGCAGACCAAAUUCUUGAUGCGGUCAGAGAUCUUGUCCACAAAAAGAGCAAAUUCCAGUGCAAGUCCAACUGUAUCAAUGUUCUUGAGGGAUCUCAGGAAGGAUCCUACCUAUGGGUUGCUCUGAAUUAUUUGUUGGAUAAACUGGGAGGGGACUAUUCCCAGACGGUAGGCGUGAUUGAUAUGGGUGGUGGAUCGGUGCAAAUGGCCUAUGCUGUUUCUUCAUAUUCUGCUGCGAGAGCUCCCGCUGUGCCUGACGGCGAGGAUCCCUAUAUUACCAAAGAGUAUUUUAAAGGAAAAGAGUACAAUGUAUAUGUUCACAGCUACUUGCACUAUGGUUCCUUUGCAUCACGAGCGGAGAUUUUGAAGUCCAAGAAUGGACCAUUCAGCUUCUGCAUGCUGCGCGGAUUUAGUGGUAAAUACACCUAUAAUGGACAGCAAUACGAUGCAAUUGCUAGACCAGAAGGAGCAUUAUAUGAAAAAUGUAGGGAAGAGAUCACCAAGGCACUGAAUCUGAAGGCACCAUGCAAGACAAAGAACUGCACCUUCGGUGGUGUGUGGAAUGGGGGAGGUGGAGCUGGACAAAACAAUAUCUACGUUGCAUCAGGCUUCUACUACCUUGCCUCACAUGUUGGGUUCAUAGAUAGCAAAGCUCCCAGCGCGAAGGCCGCUCCUGCCGCAUUCAGGGCUGCUGCUAAGAAGGCUUGCCAAUUGGAUGUCAAGAAAGCAAAAGUUGCCUACCCAAAUAUUUCUGAUAGUGAUGUGCCAUACUUGUGUAUGGAUCUUACUUACACGUACACAUUGCUCGUUGACGGCUUCGGUCUGCAGCCAAUGAAAAAGAUCACAUUUGUAUCCAAGGUGAAGCAUGGCGAGUACUACAUGGAAGCCGCCUGGCCUCUGGGUACUGCUAUUGAGGCUGUGUCACCGAUACUAAACGGUGAUUAAACAGGAUAAAUGGCUGAUUAAAUGGACAUGGCAAGCCAUUGUGUAGCAUUUACAGGGUGUGUAAAUGGGCUAAGCCGCUAAGCGGUUGUGUAGGCGCAAACACACUACUGUUUUCUCUUGUGUUUAUAUUUUCCUAUAGCUCCACUAAUUAUCUAUCACAUUCUUGAGAUAGCUUGACAUCUAAAGAACUUAUGAGAAUGAUAAGAACCAUAGAAAUGUCGUUGUUGUAUAAAAGAUGAGUCUGAUAGCAAGUUUGGUGCUAUGAGAUUACACAGGGCCGCCUUCUUGUAAGAAAAAGACUACUUGGGUGGAAAUUUUGGUAUUGCCGCUGGACUUGGUGCUGGACCAAAUGCUGGUGCUAGUCUUGGUGCUGGACUAAGUGCUGGUGCUAGUUUUCCUCACCCUCUCCAUUAUCUAGGUGAACAUCUACUAGUGCUUUGCUGCAUGAAGCAUCUUCUGGUACUAAUCUGAAUGCUUCUUUGUAUGCAUGCCUUGAUAAUGACAACGUCGACCAGUACGACGAUAACUUCAGUGUCUUAGACUAGUGACAUGAUCACAAUGCAAAUUCAUCUAUCCUAUUGGAUGUUUUAACUAUGUUUGUUUCUACUAUAUCUGCAUUUAGUCUAAUGGUAGGAUCAUCAAGGAGAGGCGGCAUUGCUAAAUCUUGACAUGGUGGAGAUGCUGUCAUUAAUGAAAGAUUGGGAGCAAGGGGAUGGAAAACUCUGCACAACAUGGAGAUUUGGAGUCUUUGAAAAUAGAGUAAAGUCCAUUACCGGUCCCUAAAUUUAUACUCGCAAAUCGACCGUUUAAGUCCUUGAACUUGUUCGUCUAUGUCAUCCCGGUCCCUAAACUUGUUCCGUUGUGUCAUCCCGGUCAUCCUGGUCCCUAAAUAUAGAAAUCACUCGUUUAGGUUCUCAAAUUUGUUCAGUUGUGUCAUCCCAGUCUUUAAACUUGGUUUUGAGCUCAUCUAGUCAAAACAAAGUGAUCUAAAAACUCUAUAUCAAAAAAU